AGUUUGACAUUUGUGGAGUUUUGUGAAUUGAAUAUGUUAAAAAAGUGUAUAUAAUGGCCUUCAGAUAUAGAGAUGAAAUAGUAGGUAAACGUUUUUUGUCUGUUAGUGGUUUUACAAAGUUAAAAUUAUCAAAAAUAAGUGAGUGGGGAUGGAGGGCGGGAGUUGUACGUGCUGCAAGUCAUAAGGAUAACAAACACAAGGAUUUACAGGUUCUGGUCGAGUAUGACGACACGGAGUGGCAGCGACGAGAGUGGAUCAGCGUGUACAAGGACAACAUAUUCCAAGUGUUCAUGGUGGAGUCGUCGCUGGUGUGGUGCGACAGGAAGGACCCCUACACCAGCCUCAAGUCGUCCGUCUUGUGGCCGGCACUUACAUUCACGUCACUGGUGGCCACCAUGGACUUGUCGUCUCAGAGACUUCAGCCCGUGGAAUUCUUGGUGGAUCAAGAACUCGCGUUCAAGGAUCCGACUACACUCCUUCCGUACAAGGAAUGGGACCUCAAGAUCCGUGGUGUCAAGGACUACCCGGCGGUGCGGGAGGCGGCACGUCGCUGGGUGGAGGCGCAGGACGGUCAGCAGAUCCUGCUCACGACCCCCUCGGUCCUGGUGGGGUUCAGGGUGGAAGUGUACAGAGCCGAGGGCACCACACAGUGGUACACCGCCGUCAUCUGUGGCUACAACGAGGCUACCCAUGAGCUGACAGUGACUGAUGACACCGUGCUGGAGGGCCACAAUGAAGACCCCACCCUGGUCCAGAUGAGGCUCAUAGGAGACAGAGUGGUAGAGUCCAUAAUGCGGGGAGAGGACGUGGGCAUCACGCCACGACGGUCACGGUCCAGCAAUACACCCGCCCCGCCCCCUGCCCUCACCACGCCCUCCCGGAGCCAGCGUCAGUUGCCAGUGAGUGUUGUCCAAACAGACGCGCCCGUCGCCUGUCCCUCCAGGAAACAUCUCCGCCGAGAGGCGGCUCGUCCGCCGGACAACUUCAAAGAUAAGCCGGACAGUAAGAAGAAGCCUCGAACGAGACGGAGGAACAAUGGAGUCAAGCCGAUCACCAGGAGUAAAGAGGACUUAGAGAACAAGGGGAAAAAGAAGCGCUCCGUAGAACCUAGGCCGGCCAAGAAGAAAGUGUUGGAAGAGGCGAACAACAGCAAACUACGGAGACUAGUGGAAGUGCGCGUAGAGGAUUGUCUGAGGCGAGUGAACAAAGAGUUGAGUGGAGUGGUCGCGAGUGAAGUGGUCCAAGAGGACAAGGCGGGCGAGAGUGAGCGCGAGGAAGUGGUGGUCGCGGAGGAUGAGGAGGUCGCCGACGAGUGUCCGACAGAGAGCGCGAGUGUUGUAGAAGAGCGAGUGACGGAGACGGAACCUACGGCGGAGGUGGACGCAGACAGUGAGCGGACGGAACGCGUCGACGAUGACGGUCCGACCAUGGAGCUGGCCGGUGACAGUACCCCAGCCGUUCUGCGCUUCUCCGACGACCGCUCGGACUCCGGAGUGAGCAGUCUCCGUAGCGCAGGAAGUGGCGAUGAAAGAUCAGGUAGUCGCAGCAGCGCCUUGAGCAGUAGCGACGAACCGCGCAGUGGAGGUAGUGGCAAAUCGUCGUCCCCAGUGGUCUGGCGAGAGCCUGCGGACGUGAGACACGUCCACAGUGUACAGCAUCAGUCUCUGCUCAUGUCGCAUCCCGGGGGCUCAGCCCCCCCAGCCCCGCCACCAGCGUCUCACUACCCACCACCCUUGAUGGCGCCGCAUCCCCUUCAUCACUUGCAGGCCCCCGGCAGCCACCUGUACCCCCCUCACGUGGACAUGCUGUGGAAGCCGAGGUACCAUCAUCCCCAGAGCCAGCUGUCGCACCACCCUACUGCGGAGGAGCUCCAGGAGCAGAGAGAGCGUGCCUACGCCCAGGACCGCCACGACAGGCUAAUCAGGGAUCGCAGAGAACAAGAGAGAGAGUUGGAGAAGCAGAAGGAGAGGGAGCGUGAAAGGGAGAGGGAGAUAAAGACGGAGAGAGACAAGCAGGAACGGGACCGCAUAGAGAGAGAGCGACUGGAAAAACAGCGAGCGGAGCAAGCGGUCCACAAACACUUUGAGGAGUCGCUGCGACUGGCCCAGGCUAAGGGUUGGGACACAUUGAACUCUACAAUAAGCCUAACUCCUGCAAUGGGGGGUGACCGUGCAAGAAUGCCAGAGAAGCUUCAAAACUCCAUUUCAGGGAGGAGUGCCAAGGUAGAGUACCCACCCCCGGCACACCGCCCUGUAGGAGGAGUGAAGGAUAAGUCUUCUGUCACCUCAGGACUACCCAAGGCUGAACCCAACCUCACCAACCUGUUCUACUCUGGGUAUCAACCUCCUCUUGCCUUCAUUCACCAUGAUCCCUCCAAGGUGAAGUCGGAGUUGAAGGCAUCACAGUCUCCGUCUCUGGUAGUCACCAAGAGUUCACCUGCCGACAGGGAGAUGGGGCUGCCCAACCCACCACCCUUAAUGUCAGAUUUGAAAAAUUCAGUGAUAGUGGAAAAUAAAAUACCCAAAACAAUGGACAAAACUAAACUCAGGGUGUCUGAACCCCACUAUCUUCCCUCUGCUCCAUCAGGAGGAGCUCAAAUGAAGUACGAGUAUAGAAGUCCUUCUCAAUCCCCCCACUUGCUCUCACACCAAUCCCAUCAUUUUGACCAAGCUGCAAACUUAGCGAGCAUUAGUAAAGUUCAUAACCACAACAGUGCUCCUGUUUUACACCAACGGGCAAGACAAUCGCCACUUCCUCCUCAUAGACAAUCUCCCCACCCCCCUCACCGCCAAUCACCCCACCAACCCUCUCUUCCCCAUAGGCAAUCUCCCCAUCCUCAUCCUCAAAGACAAUCUCCUCAUCCUCAUCCUCAUGCUUCCUCUCCGGACCAAAGGUAUCCACCAGGAACAUUAAUUUAUUCAAAGUCUGCAACAGUAAAUUCCUACCCUUACCCUGCUCCAGCGCCUCCUCCUCUUCAUUAUGCAGCUCCAGUUACAACACCUCCUAAACCUAAAGUUAGCAGUCCCGCACCACCCCACAUAUACGGUAAGCCUAGCAGUGGAAUUUCUGCGGGAACACCCAUUUGUAGAGCACAAGAAAUGAGGCUAAGUCCACUACCACUAACAUCAACGAAGGCUCCAUUAACAACUUCUCCGUACCAGCAAAUGCCACAACACCACCCUCCCUCUCAACACCAUCCUCCACCUCAGCACCAGGGAGGACCACUGAGAGAUAACCUUCAUCAACCUCCACCUCCAGCUCACUCCAGCAGGGGGGUUUACGGGAUGUACCAACCUCCUCAAGGCCCAGGACUGGCAGUUAGUGUUAAACCUCCUCCAUCAUCUCCUCCGUCGAGGUCAUCCCCUCUUGCGGCAUUCCAGACACAACCCUUAGACCUCGGUGUCAAAGAAGACCAAGACCGAGGGGCAUCACCGAAGAGAAAACUCGCAGAUGAUCCUGAGUGUUUGGACGCAAAGAAGCGGCGCAACGAAGAGCCAGUGCUUUCGAGGGUCAGUGAGCCUAGCCCUCUAUUGGCUAGUGCGGCUACAACGAUUACUACAGUAGUGAACACUGCCGUAACGGACAGUUUAGAUAGACCAAGUAGUGCGGGAACCCCUGCUCCUCCCGCCUGUCCUAGUCCUAAUACCCCUGCCAAACCUCCUAGUGGGGUCGACAGUGAAAAGUCAAAUAGCCCUGGCCCACCUCCUAGGACUACAUCAUCUUACCCUGUUCAUAAACUGAAAAAGGCAUGGUUACAAAGGCACUCCGGAGAAGAUGGUACAGACGAUAAGGACAUUGUCGGUUCUGGUAGUUGCGUUACACUGCCAAUUACACUUCCUAAAAAAGAGGAACGAACUGAAUGUGUUAGUGCUGUGAAUUCUUUACAUAGUAUAGGUUCUAUGGCUGUUAACAGUAUAAGUAAAACUAAGCCUAAAAAUGGUAGAAAAACUGCCAAAGAUAGUCCUUUAUUAAACGGUCAUACGUCAGGGAAAUUGCCUGAUGCUGAUGACUCGUCGAGUUCGGAUCCGGAUAGGAAAGCUUCGCCCCCUAAAAGAGUGCCUCCUAAAGUUAAAAGAAAGAAGGGUGGGAGAAAGCCUGUGGUAGAAGAAAAUAAGAGAAAAAAGUUGUCUGCUAGUAGUACUGAUAGUGGUAAAGAAAGUGAAAGUGACAAAGAGAGUGAUACGGGUAGUGGCAAGAAGGCCGCGGGUGACAAGAGUGAGAAGACAGCAAAAGACAGCGGAAAGAAGAGGGGUCGGAGGCCUAAAACCAAUCAGUCCACCCUUCCAAAAAACGAAGGAGGUGAGGAGUCGCGCCCCAAAAAGCCCCGGGACGAGCCACCAACGCCGCCCCAGCGCGACCCCUUCGCCAAACCACCCGUGGGGCAACUCAAGAAAACAGGCGAGAGCUUCUUACAAGACGGGCCGUGCUUCGAGGUAGCUCCCAAGCUGGCCAAGUGUCGAGAGUGUAGGUGGACCCCUCACCAGAGGAGCCGCAACCAACCCAACAUCUUCUGUCGCUUCUACGCCUUCAGGAGACUUAGGUACACCAAGAACGGUCAGUUGGCCAUCGCAGGGUUCUCAGAUCCCAACAGAGACGCUACACCAGAUGACCUCAAGCUGUGGCUGCCACAACCCGAGCAUCCUCCUCCUGACCUGGACAUGGACAUGUCCAGGUUCCUCCUACAUCAGGUGGGAGACCAGUUUUGUGACUUGCUUCAACAGGAGAAAGAAGCCAUCUCCAUCCAUAUGAGUGAAGAUAAAACAAUAGCGUGGAAGCGGGUGGUGCAGGGAGUGAGGGAGAUGUGUGAUGUCUGUGAGACGACACUCUUCAACUUCCACUGGGCUUGUGGCAAAUGUGGCUUUGUCGUCUGCAUCGACUGCUACAAGAGCCGCAAGCAAGGUACAGUUAAGAUGUGGGGAGAGCCAGGUCGGGACCGAGACGACAAGUCAUGGCUACUGUGCACCAACAGACAAGGCCACGAGCAGGAAAAGCUGAUGUUGACACAGAUCAUCGCAGGAGACUCCCUACACCAGCUGGGACGCAAGGCUCAUGAGGCCAGAGCUACGUGGGGCAUCCCCAUGCAUUGCGGCUGUCCUCUGGCCUCCGCAUCCACUGUCAAACCCACCAAUGGCUUCUGCAAGGACAUUCUCAAAAGCAUACAACUGAAGACUGAACCUGUAAAUGGGCAAAUUAAAACUGAAAAAGAGGAAAAGACUGAUGAAAAAAAUUCACCUCUGAAUUGGCUAGCGGAUGUUGCUCUCUCAAAUGAAGAUAAAAAGAACUCGUGUGGGGAAAGUGCGUGCAGUAGUGACUCGGAUGAUGACAAGGAUGGGAACUACUCUACAUUGAGAGAACUGCUGAUCAGACCAGGGCCCAAGAGCAACGGCAGUCGAGCGGCAUCACCCACCUCCAACAACACUCUUCCUACGACCAACAACAGCAGUAAGAGCAAGAAGUCACAUGUGGAUACGCUCAACGAGGUGAUAUCCAGCGUAAUAGAGCACUCUGUCAACAAAACCGAAGAGGACACAGCCACGGACAAGGUGGCGACUCCGCAACUGAAGCACUUUGUGAGACGCUACACCUGGCCGCAGAAGUCGUGGAGAGACCCAGUGCCUAUCCGCAUCAUGACACUGACUGAGAGUGAGGACUUGUACCCUGACCUGCCUCAUUCAUGGCUGUGUGAGGGACGUCUACUGAGACUACUCGACCCCAACCACAGUGGCAACUACAGGAUAUUCCAGGAUCAGUGGAAGAGAGGUCAGCCUGUUAUUGUGAGUGAUGUAUUGAAGCAUCUGGAUAAGGAGCUAUGGCAACCGGACUCGUUCAUCAGGGAUUUUGGUGAGACCAAGAACGACCUGAUCAACUGUAUGACGGGCAACGUUGUGCCCAACCAGUUCAUGCGCAAGUUUUGGGAAGGCUUUGAUCAUGUCAACAAGAGGCUCAAGGAUGACAAAGGAAAUGCUAUGUUGCUCAAACUAAAGGAUUGGCCGCCUGGUGAAGACUUUGCAGAAAUGUUACCAUCAAGGUUCACUGAUCUGAUGAAAGCUCUGCCAAUGGGAGAAUAUACGCAGAGGACCGGUCGACUAAACCUCGCGUCAAGGUUGCCAGACUGUUUUGUGAGACCAGAUCUGGGCCCCAAGAUGUACACAGCUUACGGCUCAGCUCUGCAUCCUACUAAGGGUACCACCAACCUUCAUCUUGACAUCUCUGACGCUGUCAAUGUCAUGGUCUAUGUUGGCAUACCCAAGGAUGCUGAAUCUGACGACCAUAUAAAGGAAGCCUACCGAGCUAUCGACGAAGCGUGUUCAGAUCUGUUGACACGGCGGCGAGUCAGAGAUAAGUCGGAGCUCCCAGGAGCUCUGUGGCACAUCUACAGUGCAAGAGAUGCUGACAAAAUCAGGGACUUGCUAAACAAAGUAGCAAUAGAGAGAGGUGCAAGACUAGAGCCCCAUCACGACCCCAUCCACGACCAGAGUUGGUACCUGGACGCUCCACUGCGGGAACGACUGUACAAGGAAUAUGCUGUGGAGGGCUACGCGAUAGUGCAAUGCCUAGGGGAUGCCAUCUUCAUACCUGCUGGUGCCCCUCAUCAGGUGCGAAACCUGCAUAACUGUAUUAAAGUGGCCGAAGACUUUGUGUCGCCAGAGAACGUCUCCCAUUGCUUCCAUCUCACCCAAGAGUUCCGUGAGCUCUCUGACACACACACCAACCAUGAAGACAAACUCCAGAUCAAGAACAUUAUUUACCACGCAGUGAAGGACUCUUUGUCUAUACUCACGACCAAGGAAAACUACAAGCAGGAGAUGAAAAUUGAAAAUGCCGAUUCGUGAUUACAACUGCCACUCUACUCAUAACUUUUUAAAGUAUUUCUUGUGAUAGGUGCUGUUUAUUUUAGUUUCAUGUGCUAUGAACGUUUUAAUUGUUAUAGCGCUUUAAAGAAGUUUUAAAAGUUAUUUUUUAAGUGUUUAUGUAUAUAGUUUUGUUUAUUCUUUCUCAAAAUGCGAUCGGUACAUAGUGUAAAUAUAUUAAAUAAUCGUAUUAUAAGCGACACUAAGUGACGCGAGUUUACUGUAAAUAAUACAUUAUUUAAUUUUCUGAGUCUUGAGGCGAGUAGAUAAAAGCCGAUGGACUUCGGGUCUGAUGUAUAUAUUGUAUCUAUAAAUAAGUAAAUAUGUGCAAAACACGUCGUAACAGAUCCCGCCCAACUUUGCACUUUUUCUACAACAAUUUAGGUAUGUUAAGUGUUACGGCUGUUCUAGAUCUCACUAAAUGUUACAGAGAAAUGUGCAUUUGUAGUCAUGUCAAAAUAUUCCAUGGCAUCGUCGAUUACGAAAUAAUUUUUCCCGAUGGUACUUAAGUAACUGUUGUAAUUGAACUCGUACUUGUUACCACUCAUUACCAUUGUCUCUGUGUAUGAAUAAUGUGAGUUCAACUUCCAUUAUUUUUUUCUCUAUUGUAAAGAAUGGGUGGGCCAGAAGAGUCCAUAUUUUGUUAACUCACUCCAUUGUUUGGUUUUUCUUUAUAACAAAAUUAAUCAUGUCCCGAUUCAUAACUUUAUGGUUAAAUGGAAACUGUUUUAGUUCUCAAUGAAAAUAAAGUGCUAUUUAAAUAAAGUGCCAAUGUGGAUAAUGUG
Molecule: messenger RNA, 7636 nt
Organism: Macrosteles quadrilineatus (aster leafhopper)
Lineage: Eukaryota; Metazoa; Arthropoda; Insecta; Hemiptera; Cicadellidae
Product: lysine-specific demethylase 3A-like
Exons: 21
Coding region: 54-6833 (2259 amino acids)
Biological process (GO): regulation of transcription by RNA polymerase II
Cellular component (GO): chromatin; histone deacetylase complex
Molecular function (GO): histone H3K9 demethylase activity; transcription coregulator activity; chromatin DNA binding
Source: RefSeq, a predicted model, not a curated record